Messenger RNA from Monomorium pharaonis (pharaoh ant), 1858 nucleotides. Its product is annotated as facilitated trehalose transporter Tret1-like. The coding region runs from base 1 to 1506 and encodes 501 amino acids. The transcript has 7 exons. Gene Ontology annotation, molecular function: sugar transmembrane transporter activity. Gene Ontology annotation, biological process: carbohydrate transport; transmembrane transport. Lineage: Eukaryota; Metazoa; Arthropoda; Insecta; Hymenoptera; Formicidae. Gene Ontology annotation, cellular component: membrane. The record is from RefSeq and is a predicted model, not a curated record.
AUGGUUUUUUUUGACAACUACGAAAUCCGUAUACUUGAAUAUAUCCGGAUAUCACCCGGGUUGAGCACCGUUAGCAAUCGCUGCUUCGAAGACAUGACGGAAACGGGUUCCAAACACAUACAGUUCCUGGCCGCUGCGACAUCCAGUUUAUCUGUAUUUGCGGCUGGUGCCAUGAUGACAUGGACGAGUCCGGUUCUUCCUAAAUUAAUGAACGGUGACGGACCUUUGGGAUCACCAAUUAGCAGCGAUCAGAGUUCUUGGAUAGCAUCUCUGGUAUCCCUUGCUUCUAUUCCUGGUAGCUUCAUAGCAGGAUACCUCGGAGACAGAUGGGGCCGUAAAAGAACGUUGCUGUUUUGUACAGUGCCGUUUUCAAUUGGAUGGAUACUUCUUGCCACUGCAAAUCACGUUGAUCAGCUUUAUGCCGCGCGGUUUAUACUUGGAUUGGCUAAGUCUAUCCCAUUUAUGAUCUACCCCAUGUACUGUGGCGAAAUUGCUGAGACUUCUAUCAGAGGAACUUUAGGCUCUUUUAUUGAGCCCUCUAAUGCAAUUGGUGGGCUAUAUGCUUACGCUAUUGGACCGUUUGUCAGCUACACAAUUUUUUGUAUUGUCUGUGGCAUCCUGCCAGUGAUUUUCUUCGUUUGCUUCAUGAUGAUGCCCGAGUCUCCAUACUACCUUCUCAGCAAUGGGCGCAGAGAUGAGGCAGUCGCUUCUCUAGCAAAGCUCCGAGGCAAAUCCAAAGCAGUUGCCCAGGGGGAAGCCGAUGAAAUACAAGUCAUACUCGACGAGAAUUACAAGAAUCAAAUUAGUAUCUCAGUCCUGUUCAAAGUGAAAGCGAACUUUAAGGCGUUGAUCUACACGUGUACCUUAGUUACCUUCCAGCAGUUUACUGGUAUCAACAUAAUUCUAUUGUAUAAUCAAAGUAUUUUCGAAGCUGCCGGGGGUAGUAUCUCUAGUAAACAAGCACCGAUUAUUAUCGCAAUUGUGCGCCUGUUAGCGUCAGCGAUGACACCCGUAAUUAUCGAUUGGUCAGGUAGAAGAACUCUCCUAAUUUUCUCUGGCAUCGGCGAAACAAUUAGCUUGUGUACCCUGGGUUUGUACUUCUAUUUGAAGGACGUGCAACAUGCAGACGACAUAGUAGAGCAAAUAUCCUGGUUACCGUUAGUCGCGCUCAUCAUCUUCGUCGCCAUGUAUUGCAUAGGUUGGGGGCCGGUUACAUGGGCGAUGAUAGGCGAAAUGUUCGCCUCGAACGUCAAGGCUAAGGCUUCCGCUAUAUCGAUUUCUCUCCUCUGGUCGUUAAGUUUUAUCACCGUCAAAUUUUCUAGCAACAUUGACGAAGCGUUUGGCAAGUACACAAUAUUUUGGACAUUUGGAGUAUUCUGCUUUCUCAGUAUCCUUUUCACGGUGUUCUUUCUGCCCGAAACGAAAGGCAAGACACUUCAACAAAUCCAGGAUGAACUUAGUGGAAUGACUGAGAUUACAGAUGUCAAGAAGGGAAUAAAGAGGUAAAGAGGAAACGUUCAUGUCCGAUUAUUCUGACGAACAGUGUAUGUACGCUAAACAUGAUCCGAUUUUGCGACAUUUUGAAGAGAUUAGACGAUAUUUUAAUGUACACUAUUAAAAAUUUUAAUAUAAAAUUUUAUAAAAGUAAUUGUAUCUGUUUUCGCUUCCAAAAUUUAUAUUGACUAAUUCACGAUAUGAAAAAUUUUAAUUUUAUAAAAAUUAACAAAUUCAUACUGGUUGCACGUGUUGUUCAACUAAUAAAAAUUUUGUAAACAAUUUAUAGUGUUAGAUAUGUUGACUAGAUGUAUAUUAAAAUAAUCUUUUACAAAGUGUAAAAAGCGCUGUAAUAUAUUAAUAA